GCGGGCGGGGGCGGGGGGAGGAGGAAAGAGGGAGGCAGCGCUUCGGCGGCUCCGCUCCCCGCACUCCCGGACCCGAAGCCGGGAAGGUAGGUGCUGUCCCGUCGCCGCGCUCGGGCCCUGGGGACUGCCCCUGCCAGCCGGCUCCGCACGCCGCGUCCCAGCGCCCCGCGACUGCGUCACCGGCCCCCCGCACGUAACCACAGCUGCCUCCGCCCGCCUCGGGCCCGGGCGGACGUUUUGCCGCCCCGGCUACGUCAGCGCGUCCGGCGUUGCUUGGCUACCCCGCCGUUCCCCCGUCCCGCUGCCGCUCGCCUCCCGGGGUGAAACUCUGACGCCGUCACCGCGGGUCUCGGCUGCGUCAUAACUGCGGGCAUCCCACCUUCACGUCACACCUCCUCACCUGGACACGCAUCCCUCUUACCCUGCCAACCACGACGUUUCCUCUCCCUCCCUCUCCAGCACCCCUGCGCCAGAUCUGGCGGGAGAAGAUGGAGAAGGGGGUGGGACUGAGUUGCGGAGCACGCUCAGGAGAGGGUCGAAGUCUAGAUCCAUUCUGGUCCCUAACUGCAUACAGUUCAACUCACCUCAGUUAAAUAAUGGCAGAGACAAGUCUGUUGGAGGCAGGGGCCUCUGCAGCCUCCACAGCUGCAGCUCUGGAGAAUUUACAGGUGGAAGCAAGUUGCUCUGUGUGCCUGGAGUAUCUGAAGGAGCCUGUCAUCAUUGAGUGUGGGCACAACUUCUGCAAAGCUUGCAUCACCCGCUGGUGGGAGGACCUAGAGAGGGACUUCCCUUGUCCUGUGUGUCGAAAGACAUCCCGCUACCGCAGUCUCCGGCCUAAUCGACAACUAGGCAGUAUGGUGGAGAUUGCCAAACAGCUGCAGGCUGUCAAGCGGAAGAUCCGAGAUGAGAGCCUCUGCCCCCAGCACCAUGAGGCCCUCAGCCUCUUCUGCUAUGAAGACCAGGAAGCUGUAUGUUUGAUAUGUGCAAUUUCCCAUACCCACCGGGCCCAUACCGUCGUGCCACUGGACGAUGCCACACAGGAGUACAAGGAGAAACUGCAAAAGUGCCUGGAGCCCCUGGAGCAGAAGCUGCAGGAGAUCACCCACUGCAAGACCUCUGAGGAGAAGAAGCCUGGAGAACUCAAGAGACUAGUAGAGAGUCGCCGGCAGCAGAUCUUAAAGGAAUUUGAAGAGCUUCAUAAGCGGCUGGAUGAGGAGCAGCAGAUGUUGCUUUCACGACUGGAGGAGGAGGAACAGGACAUUCUACAGUGCCUCCGAGAAAAUGCUGCUCACCUUGGCGACAAGCGCAGGGACCUGGCCCACUUGGCUGCUGAGGUGGAGGGCAAGUGCUUACAGUCAGGCUUCGAGAUGCUUAAGGAUGUCAAAAGUACCCUGGAAAAAUGUGAGAAGGUGAAGACCAUGGAGGUGACUUCAGUAUCCAUAGAGCUGGAAAAGAACUUCCGCAAUUUCCCCCGACAGUACUUUGCCCUAAGGAAAAUCCUUAAACAGCUAAUUGCGGAUGUGACCCUGGACCCUGAGACUGCUCAUCCUAACCUAGUCCUGUCGGAAGAUCGUAAGAGCGUCAAGUUUGUGGAGACAAGACUCCGGGAUCUCCCUGACACACCACGGCGUUUCACCUUCUACCCUUGCGUCCUAGCUACUGAGGGUUUCACCUCUGGUCGACACUACUGGGAGGUGGAGGUCGGCGACAAGACCCACUGGGCAGUGGGUGUGUGCCGGGACUCUGUGAGCCGAAAGGGCGAGCUGACUCCACUCCCUGAGACUGGCUACUGGCGGGUGCGGCUGUGGAAUGGGGACAAAUAUGCAGCUACCACUACGCCUUUUACCCCUUUGCACAUCAAAGUGAAACCCAAACGGGUGGGCAUAUUCCUAGACUAUGAGGCUGGCACACUGUCUUUUUACAACGUUACAGACCGCUCUCAUAUCUACACCUUCACUGAUAAUUUUACUGAGAAACUUUGGCCCCUCUUCUACCCAGGCAUCCGGGCUGGUCGGAAGAAUGCUGCACCACUUACCAUCAGGCCCCCAACAGAUUGGGAGUGACAGGUAGGGACGUGGGAAUAAUUGGGGUGAGGCAGGGUCAAGAGCUAUGGUCUUCCUUCCUGUGACCUGCUGGAAUAUCUUCAUGCCUGCCUGGUUCCAGUCCUGAGCCGUCCGGGAGAAACAGCUUGGUUUCUAGAAUGGUUUAUGUGGAUAAGUAGGUAAAACGGCUGGGAUGAGAGCACAGCCAUGUGUCCCUCCUAACUGACAAGGUGGGGAGCUGGUUCCUAGGGGAUUGUCUCCCCUGAACUCUAUCAGGUUUUCUAUUGCACAAGGACGGGUUGGGAAGGAAGGAGAGGCUUUUCCAGAAACAAAAAAAGUCUGUGGGAGGGUCUGACUUGCUCAAACCAGAGGAGGAAACAGAAACCCCUGUACAUCCUUUUAGAGGAUUUUUGACCCAGAAUGGUCUUGUUUCUUGAGGAAUAUCACAGGGGUCUGUGUACCUCUAGAUUGAAAUAACAGUGAAUGACAGUUGCUUCAUGAGUCUAGAAGUUGAGGAGUUUUCCUGAGGACAGAGAUUGGACAUCAGAAAGGUUAAAAAGAAGGUCAGGAAAGGAGACUAAAGGAACAGUGUCCUAGAGACUAAUGAAGAAGAGAGGAGUUUCUUUGGUCUUCUGUUCCCAGAAUAUGGUGCCAUUAUUAGUAGGACGGGCCAGAGGUAGAAAUGUGGGGAGGAGGGGUGAGAAGAAAGGAGAGAAACUCAGGUCCCCAGCCUUCAGCAGAAUUGGCUUAUUGCCUGCCUCCUUGUAAUUGAUUGUCUCCAAGAAGUUGCUCACUUUGCUCUUCUGAAAAGAUGAGGUGCAGAAGUUGUGCAAGACACAACUACCCUCUCACUACUUUCCCAAGGGAACUUGGAAAGGAGAGAGUCAGGUAUUAGAGGAAGGAGAAAGGUAUUUCUAUCCAAAGCCCUGGCCUUAAAAAAAAUUGCUAGGUUGCUGUUCAAAAGUUGUCCGCCUUGUUUCUUAGCUAAGGUGUCUAAGCCAGAAAGAGAGAAAGGAAAUGGAGUCUUCUUCACCCUGAAGACAGGGUGGAAGAAAGGGUAUGUAUACAGAAGGGCCAGAUAGGUAACUUCUUUUUACUAUGUGCAUCUGGCCCAGAACAAGUGUUCACAAAAGCCAGACUUUUGCUUGUUUUUUGCCAUCCUUCACCUUUUGCCAUUUCCCCUCUCAGAGAAUGUAAAUCAUUUUAAUGUUAGGCCAGAAUAAACAAUCUGUAGGGCACAUACAUUGUCAAAAAAGGUAAAGCAAUGCAUGCCAAACCAAACUAAAAUGACUUGGAUCAUCUGCUACUUGGGUAAUCAGGGGUUCACAAAAGAUUGGGACAAGAAACUGCAGUUUAUUGAGGAUGUUUCAGUUCCUCCUACCACCUCAACAGGACUUUGUCCAGACUCUCCUCUUACCUUUGUGCCUUGACUGUGGUUCUUUGUGGCAAGUUGCUUUGGUUGGUAAAACAUAAUAUGGAACAAAGGAUCCACUUAAGUAA
This is a messenger RNA of Manis pentadactyla (Chinese pangolin), 3542 nucleotides long. It is a transcript of the gene TRIM39, whose product is annotated as tripartite motif containing 39. The transcript is spliced from 8 exons. Bases 597 to 2063 code for a protein of 488 amino acids. The record is from RefSeq and is a predicted model, not a curated record. Gene Ontology annotation, biological process: negative regulation of proteasomal ubiquitin-dependent protein catabolic process; protein stabilization; positive regulation of apoptotic signaling pathway. Gene Ontology annotation, molecular function: zinc ion binding; protein binding. NCBI's taxonomy places the organism in Eukaryota, Metazoa, Chordata, Mammalia, Pholidota, Manidae.